AUGGCGGUCCCAGUGAGUUUGAAAGCUAUUUCUCCAUACCUGAAAACCGCUCAAGAAUACGACAAACGCGAUCCUGUUGUUGCUUAUUACUGUAAGUAUAGCUUGAAAUAUUUUUUUGGUGCUGUGAGGUAUUAAGCGUAAAAGCAAAGAUGGAAGCUAAAGGAGAAACAGGUAACAUUUUAUUAAGCUUAUUUCAGCAAUACAUGCUUUUUAUAGCGAUGACAUUUCCCUGUGAAUGAAAGUCAUUGCCAAGAGUUGUGUUUUAUUGCAUAGUUCUGGACACUUCCAGACCUGCCAAAUCCCAGGAGAGGAAAGUUUGUCGUGAGAUUUUGUUACAUAGGUCGAAGAAUGCCAGUUUACAAAUUUUAUUAUAGAAUGGUCAUAAUGGUAGUAAAUAGUAUUACACCUAUUUUGCGACCUCAUCACCUUGAAAAAUUCAGUCACAAAUAAAAUACAGAUUACUUUUAAUUAACUUGAUUUAAGAAUGAGACUUAAAAUAAGCAUGAGCGAAGAAAAAGAGAUACAUGUAAAGCAAAGGAAGGAUAUUUAACAAUUAUUGAAUGAGCCUGAUGUGAAGAAUUAUGCAGUUCAAGAAGAAUGUAGGCCUUGGAGGUCAGCAUAAUUCUUGGCAUCGUAUCGUCUGAAAUCCGAUAAUCUUCCCAGCAUGCAAAAGCUGAAUUCAAUACCUAUUUAUUAUUCAUUCAAAAUAUUUCAUAGACUUUCUUCAAAACUUUGCCCUAUUUCUUGGCACAGUAUCAGGAUUUGUUUUUUUGCUGCAGAUUCUCCUCAAAACGUAGAUAAUGUAAUAAAAAGAUAUAAACCGUAGUAUAUCUGACAUUAGUGCCGUCCCAAAAUACUGCCACAUUGAAAAGCACUCCUGCAUUUUUUUGAGCAAAACUUAUUAAUAAUGUAGCUACAGCAAAACAUGACAGAUUAUUUUAUUCUUUGCCAUGGAUAAGUGAGAAUUGUUGGACAGUGAAAUCAAGAAAGUUGGCAGUUUGUGCUUCAUACUGCGAGACACAGAGUAAGUUAGGGAAGAUUUCACUGCACAUAAAAAAAUACAAAACUGUUGACGAGAGAUUUUAUGUCCUGCUGCAGGUCGUCUCUAUGCAAUGCAGAAAGGGAUCAAAAUUGAUAGCAAAGGAAAAGAAAGUAAACCAUUCUUACUGCAGCUAAUGGAUCAGUUAGAACAGGUUAGAAACAUACUUCAAGAGUUGUGUCUUUAAGUGCAAUAAUCUGCUCUGCAUUUACUUCUUUGUCCUCCAGUACACUAAUUUUUUUUCAUUUUAUUUUUAUACAGUCAGGGGUUUCAAUAAAAACUGAAGUAGCCAGCAGGUUUGAAUAGAGUAACCAACUGUGUAUCAACAAGGGACUGUUUGAACUAGUCCUCUUUUUCUAGGGAAAAGUUUGAAAUUUCCAAGCCCUAAAAUGCGAUUUUCAGCGUUCUGGGGACUAAAUGUGAGGACAAAAGAGCGUGUUUUUCAUUCAAAAAUGUAGCUUUCAAUUUAUAUGUCCCACAGUCAAUUCCUACAAGAAAAUGAACAAAAUAAUGAACAUACUUUUGCACCUGAACAAAUUCUGUGUAAACCUAUAAAAGAAACUGUGAAAAAAUGACUGAAAUAUAGCGUUCACAUGACUUAAGCAUAACGAAAAACUAGUGGGCCUAUACAAAAACACUUCAUAAUUACCUUUUCAUUCAGAUUUUAUGAUAUAUUACUUGUCUACAAUGUUAUUCAAACUAGUUGCUUCUUCUUUACUUUGUAGAGAGAAGUAGCUGACUUCUCUAAGCAAAGUAGGCGAAGCGUUUUGUUGGCCGUCGGUGCUUAUUGAAACCCCUGUACAGUAUAUAUAUUCAUUAUUUCAUUGUCAUUCUUUCAUGGGUUCUAAAUAAAAGUUGUGUCUAUAACUGAAAUGAUCUUCUUCAUAUUUACACUGUAAUUGAUCUGCUAUAAUUUUUUGCAGAAAAAGAAGGAGUUGGGCUCAGCGGGUUAUGAGGCUGUCAGUGAAGAAGACGUUGCCCAGCUUCACAUUGAUGAAAAAGCACUCCAGCUUUUCUUGUGGGCUGAUACUGAGGACCGUGCUUCAAACUUUAAUAAGUACUUUGGAUUCAUGCUUUCUGUCAAUUAAGAACCUAGCAUUUGGAUGUUAAAGCAUGCUACUCAAUAAUAACAGUAUACCAGACUACAACAAGUCUCUUAUUUUUCUUUUUAUCAUCAGGGUUCGUAAAUACGCCAAAUUUGGUGUAUUUUACGCCAAAAUUGUUCAGAUGACUCCACUGAAGUUAUGGAGGGAGUCACUUCGACUCCAAAAAUUUUUGGUAACAAACAGGGAGCCACUUCGACUCCAGAAAUUUUCGGUAACACAGUUUUGUCCUUACCUUUUUCGCAACAAAUACAAUUUACGUUAAUUGUAAACGUUGUAAACCUUAAUUAAGUCAUCGAAAUUAAAGAAUUAUACUGCACAACAAAACAGGAAGAGGGUAAAUUACGAUCAAAGUUUACUCGAUGACCGCCAUCAUGGAUUUGAGUUUUCCAGGUCAGCGGACGGCACAGCUACUUCGUGUAUCCCUCACAAUAGUGUAUACAUGCCAGGACCACGUGCUGGAAAGUCUGAUACUUGACUCCAAAUAUUCCAAAAUGACUCCAAAAUUUGUGAAGCAUAAGUCAAACUGACUCCACUCAUCAAUGAAAUUUGCAAACCCUGAUCAUUGUGCCAGACUAUGUUAUAAUAGAGACCUUUAGAUUCGAGGAUAAGAAUGACUGUGAGGAUGAGAUUUGACUCGCAGUUUUUUUGCGUAUAUAUAUUUCUCAAAAUAUGACUAGCAGCAGAUAAACUGAAGACUUGAUCGACUAUAAAAGUGCUCGAUGGUAAAACAGGAGCUGUGAAUAUAUAAUACACCCCAGAAAGCUUCAUUGUACUUUUUUUCACCAGAAAAGAUAGAGUUGUUAUCUUGUAUGCUGACAUCUGAGCUUACUGUUGGCAAGUUUAAUAAUGUGUAAUGUAAAGAGGGCGAGUCUUGUUGUCCGCUAAUCCAUGACAUUUCAUUGCAUCACAUUAUAUUGAAUGAGGUUAAGCCCUCUCUCGAUCACAAAACGAUAAAAUGUCUAACAUUUGAUGUCUUGUUUCAGCCACUAUAACAUUCUUGCUGACACUCGUAUUAGAAUGACGAUGACUAUUGCACUUAGCACUGAAAAGUGUAGGCACUAUAUAAAUAUUUUUUAUUACUAUUAUUAUUACUUAUUAUUAUAUUGCAUUUCCUGCCAAAAUAAUGCUGGUUCUUUUGCACCCAAAACUUAGUAUUAAGAAAAACUCUUACUCAUAGUCGUCCUCUUCUUAGAAUCUAUUAAAAGGUCUCUCAAUACUGUUUAAUAUCAUGUUUUUCUUAAUCCUUUCAGAAAUGUUGUCAAGUCAUUUUACACAGCCAGUCUGCUUUAUGAUGUUUUGACACAGUUUGGUGAAUUGUCACAGGAGGUAUUAAUAAUAUUAGGCUCUUUGAAAGAACAUUCUAUUUUAUGUAUUCUUUAAAUUCUGGGUGAAGAGAUAAGGGCCUGGAACGUUUUUCUGCAGUGUGCAGUCAGUGAAACAUCAGCCUGUACCACAGACAAAACUAUUAAACUCUUGUUAAACCCAUCUGCGAAACAGCUCUGAAAUCCUUGUUUUAGGCCCCCACCUGAGUACCAAGAUUUGAGUAUGUGCCAUGAUUGGUCGUUUUUAAAAAGCCAUUGUCAAUUUGCCAAUCAGGAUGAAAGGAAUAAUGAUAGCACUUCCUGUAAUUUGUUGUGUCUGUUGGGGGCCCAGAACAUGUACCUCGGCACUGCUUUGUGGACGUUACUACCCAAGGUCAAAUUAUGUCUGUGUUGGAAGCUAUGAAAUUAUCAUGAGAGCCACAUGAGAAUGCCUGAUGGUUGUUAGCUAUUUAUAGCUAACAUGAUAAAAAAGUAUUAUGUGUCCAGUGGUAUUCAAAUGCAGUCAAACGUCCUCAAUACAGACACCAUAGGGUCAGAACCGCAUAUCCACAUUGUGGAGGAGGAACUGUAUGAUGCUUUGUGUUUCUAGGAUCAAGUGAACUGUUUGCGAUAGAAUUUAGGUCUCCAAAAGUGGUGACGUUACUGAGGGCUGGAGAUUGAUUGGCUAAGGCCCUUGAUGUUGAUUCAGUAAAAAGUCAUUGCAACUUUGUUAUUUAAAAAUACAUUUUAUGUUUCACUGCCUGUAAUCCUGGCACAAAUAUAUUUUUUUUCACUUUAUUUUAUUUUACUUCAUUUUAUUAAACGGGCUAUGAUUGGUGUAUUUUUAGUACAUGUAGGUUUAGUUCGUAUUGUCAGGGAUUUAGCUAAGGAAAAGCUAAGCAGGUUUUUUAGUAGUCAAGCUGGCUUUUUUUACUUUUCUGCGCCUUCAAAAUUACUCCAUGUCUUUGUAAAUAAUGCAGCAGCCAUCUCCUAGCGACAUCCCUGUGUUGUACAACUGUAUCUAUCACUGUUCUAAAGUAAACAUAUUUUUUAAGCAACAUAUUACAACUUUAAUAUUGACAAAGUUUUACUCAGUAAAUUGACCAUUAUGUGUUUCUUUGUUAUACCUGUAUUUUACAGUGCAACUACUAUAACCGGGGCCACCUAGACAAAGUUGAUCAAUCGGAUAACGGUAAAAAUAACAAUACAUUCCAAGAAAGUUAGUUGUCAAUCAAAAUUACCAUGAAAUGAAAUAAACAACCUGGAUUGAAAUCAACCAAUUACAACCUACAGAUGUGACCUUUUGAACCUGCUGAAGAAAGAAUGUGUUUCCUGAGAGGUUCGUAAGAGUGAGUGACAGAAGGCGAAAAAUGUAAGAAGUGGUAGUUAUACUUUUGACUUGCGGUCGCAUGUUUAGCAAAGUGUGGCAAUAGAAGCGAGAGAUUGCUGGUAGAUGAUUAAAAUAGCAGCUUGUGUCAAGGAAAUAUGUCUCCUGGGUGUUGUAUGCAAAGUUUCAAAAAAGAAAAACAUUGUGUGGUGAAACAUUUUGCUUUCCUGAAAAGCGUUUGUUAUCAAUAUUAAAUUUUGUGCCUCGAGUGACUUAUUGUUUUUUUUUUUUAUGAGCUGCUGAUUGGCCGACAACCAACUUUCGUGGAAUGUAUUGUUAUUUUCCCAUAAUCAGAUUGGUCAACUUUGUCUAAGUGGCCCCAGUUACAGUAAUCGCAGUGUAAGAAGUGAAUUGAGAUUGUCUUGUCCUACUUUAGGGAGCUCACCAUCAAAAAUAUGCCAAGUGGAAAGCAGCUUACUUACACAAGUGUCUGAAGACUGGAGAGACACCCGUUCCAGGGCCUGUAGGUGGCGAGGCUGAAAGCUUUGAUAGAGAAGAGGAAGGGGCCUCCCCGUAUCCUCCGUCCAGUACGCAGCAACCCCAAGGGUACCCUAGCUAUCCAACAGAUGCUCAACAGCCACCUUACCCCACUGGCAAUACAGCAGGCCUUCCUGGUCAGUUUCCCUCCACUGCACCAUAUCCAACACCUUCUGCUCAACCUAGUAUAAGCCAGGUAAUACCAAGAUAGAAUUCAGUAAAUCAUGCUAGUUUGGGUAAAUAUUUGGGAUCAAUCUAGGUUCUGGGAAACUGCCCACCUACCCCUCCCCUAAGUGAGAAGUAAGUGAUAAUGUUGGCUUAGGGAAGGGGUGGGUAGGCAGUUUUCCAGAAACCUAACUUGAUCCAAUAUUAAAUUUUUGUUGCAAGCUCUCAUGAUUGUAGGGCUUCCUUGUAGUCUUUUAUCCGAGAACUAUAACAUGUGCUUGACCAAAUAAAAGGGUCUGUAUGUACACUUUAGUUAGAAAAAUGUGUAUGUCAGUGUGAGUGGACUUAGAUCUGGGUGACACAACCACAAUUCAGGCAGGACAUGGACAUUCAUCAUCAUCAUCAUCAUCAUCAUCAUCAUCAUCAUCAUCGAUCUUUAUUUAUACACAAAAUUGUAUCAUUUUUACGUGGUCUUUCUAGGAAUCGUGUGUAAAAUUAGACUAAAAUACUCUACGGAACUACUUGACUCUGAAGUUAAAAAUACAAAAACUUACAUUAUUAAUAAUAGGAGUUACAAUGAGUCAUGGUGCAUUAAGGUAAUCUUUCCCAUGAAAUGAAGUUUUAAAAACAUUUAAACCCCAUUUACACGCGUUAAAAAAUGGGCAUGGCAUGCCAAAUUUUUGGCACCAUACCUCGUUUUCCCCGGAGGUAGCCUCGGCACCCCUAAAUUUUUGAGCACUGGUGCCACAUUACAUUUGGGACCGAUACGUUUACAUGUCGAAAAUUUGGCGUGCCGUGCUGAUUUUUUUAGCGUCUGUAAAUGGGGUUUUAAGCUAGGCAGGUUUCUAAUCUCUGAGGGAAUCUUGUUCCACAGAACAGAUCCUCUGUAGUGUAGGCUCCCUUUUGCAGACUCAGUUCUGGGUCUGGGACAUAAUAAUUAACGCCGAUUUUCUAAGAUUGUGUGAGUGUAUGUUUGAGGUGUUGGUAAAGAUCCAUCUCAGAUACAACGGGGAAAGAUUAUUAUGGAUUUUAUACAUUGUCACAGCCAACUGUUUAAGUCUUACAUAUUCUAGCCUUUCCCAGCCAAGCUCAUCCAACAAAACACUUGAGUGAACCUCAUGGUUAGAAAAGGUGAGAAUUCUAGCAGCCCUGUUCUUCAUCCUUUGAAGUUUGUCUGCUGGUCCCUUAUUGAUAUUGCUCCAUAAAGCACUACAGUAAUAAUAAGGCAUUACCAGUGCAUUGUACAUAUUCACUCUAGUAUCAAAUGGUAUAUUAACAAUUAGUAAAGUCCAACUAAUGGUCUAUUAUCAAUGCUGCAUUCUGAUUGGUUGAGCUACUACUAGGCUAUAUGUUAUAGCCCACUAGUAGCGAAAAGCGCCGGCUUUUUGGCGGCAAAAAAGGAUUAAAGUCUAGCUUUAAGCAGCUAAAAUUUUUUUAUUCUCUAUAUUUUUGACCAACUGGUUGGAUUUUACUAAAACAAUUAUUCCUCUCGCCCUCAUGGCCUCUGAGUCAAUAGCCCAUUCGGCCUUCAGCCUCAUGGGCUAUUGACUCAGAGGCCAUGAGGGCGAAAGGAAUAAUUGUUUUAGUAAAAUCCAACCAGUUGGUCAAAAAUAUCGAGACAAAACAACUUAAGCUAGUAAAGCGCGAUUCAGCCGCCAUUGUUUUGGUUUCCAAAGCCAGCGCUUUUCGCUAUUAGUAGGCUAUAACAUAUAGCCUAGUAGUAGCUCAACCAAUCAGAACGCCGCAUUGAUAAUAGACCACUAGUUGGAUUUUAUUAAAAUGACUUACACAGUGAGUUACACGCUUUAAGAUAGCAAGACCAGCGGAUAUUGCUUGACAUGGACAUUGCGUCCUUUUUACUUUUAUUGUGUUGCAGCCCACUCAGCCAGUAGUUCCUUCCCCUGUUCCAGCAGCUUCAGUCAUUCCCCCCACGCAACCUACGUCCACCUUGUCUCCCCAAGACAGUGAACAAGCUCAGAAAUACUGCCGUUUUGCUGCUAGUGCAUUACAAUAUGAAGAUGUAAAGACUGCUAUUGACAACUUGCACAAAGCGCUUGCCUUAUUGGAAAAGUGA
This is a messenger RNA of Porites evermanni, 7549 nucleotides long. Lineage: Eukaryota; Metazoa; Cnidaria; Anthozoa; Scleractinia; Poritidae. The record is from the annotation of a GenBank genome assembly.